UACAGUUUCACAGGUACCUGAUGAUGGCGUUAAACUACAGCAUUUACUUUCCCUCUGUGAGGGAAUAGCCUAUUCCGCUAUUCAGUACUGCGUACUGAAGCCAGCCACAGAAGGGUACCAAGCAGCUCUCAAGAAGUUGAAAGAAAAGUUUGGAGAUGCUGAUAUAAUCACUAAAUCCUGGAGUGACAAAAUAUUGAAGAGAGAUGCAGUCACCAUCGACUCCCUCAGCGACUUUACAGAUGAUCUGGGCAAUUGCUAUGGCACUCUGGAAGCGUUGGGGAAACUAGCCGAACUAGACACUAUGGAUGGAUUGUCCAAAAUUGUACAUAUUCUGCCAUUAUUCCUCAGAAAUAAAUGGAAAGAUGUUAACUUCAAACUGAAAGCGAAAGGUACCACUGCAACACUUAAUAGUGAGAAACCUAAUGUCCAAAAAAACAG
Molecule: messenger RNA, 438 nt
Organism: Anneissia japonica
Lineage: Eukaryota; Metazoa; Echinodermata; Crinoidea; Comatulida; Comatulidae
Exons: 1
Source: RefSeq, a predicted model, not a curated record